This is a messenger RNA of Impatiens glandulifera, 1232 nucleotides long. RefSeq lists its product as uncharacterized. The transcript has 6 exons. The record is from RefSeq and is a predicted model, not a curated record. Bases 187 to 1149 code for a protein of 320 amino acids. Lineage: Eukaryota; Viridiplantae; Streptophyta; Magnoliopsida; Ericales; Balsaminaceae.
AUUAUUAUUUGUAAGAGUUGAAAUAACGACCUCAAGAAAAUCAGUUCCUAAUGAUGAAAAAAUGGAGAAGAUGAAGCAGAGGAGAGAGAUAAUGGCGGUGGACUAUCUUAACCUAAUUUCAUGUACCGAUUGAUUAUAUACGAAACGCAUGAUUUGAUUUCUCAUUACGAUAACUGGAACUGAAAAAUGACCGAGAAUUGGACUAAAGCAUCAAUCCCUAGUUUCAUAACGCUAAUCCGUGACAAAGUUCAGAAUUACGCUAAGUUUGAUCAGCAAUUUAAAGCUAUGAAAAAUGAUGGAAUCAAAUUGGCCACAUCGUUUUUGGGGAAAUCCUCAAGCUUUAGUGAUACUACUACUAGUACUAGUUCUACUACUUCCAUUGAUGUUAAUCUGGAGAAACAAUUACAAUCUUGGAAAGAUAAUCCUAUUUGGACUGAUCCAUCUCCUGAAAUUCAGGUAACCGUCCCAAAAGGUUCUCUUUGUAACUUGAAUGUGAAAGUCAAUGUUGGUCUUCCUCCUGAUGCAAUUUAUAAUAUUGUAACUGAUCCCGAUAAUAAAAGAGUCUUCAAGAACAUCGAGGAAGUUGUAUCGAGACGAGUAUUGAUUGAUGAAGGACAUAGGCAGGUGGUUGAAUUAGAACAAACUGCAUUAUGGAGGUUUCUUUGGUGGUCUGGGACUAUUACAGUCCAUGUUUUAGUCGAUCAAAAUAGGAAAGAUUACACGAUGAAAUUCAAGCAAGUAAAGACGGGAUUCAUGAAAAGAUUUGAAGGUUGUUGGAAGUUAGAACCUUUGUUUGUGGAUGAAAAGGUUUGUUACCCGUUUGUACCAAAGAAUAUGGAAGAUUACAUUUCAUGUACAAGAGGGAAAGGGAGGAUUGGUUCAAAGGUGAGCUUAGAACAACUUAUACAACCGGCUCUUGUUCCACCCCCGCCCAUUUCUUGGUACUUACGAGGGAUAACCACAAAGACAACCGAGAUGCUAAUAACCGAUCUUAUUGAGGAGGCCUCGCGAAUUAGAAGUGAUUAUGGUUCACUUAAUGAAGAUAAUGUCGCCCCAAUUGAUGAUUGCAACUUGUUAAAGGGAAAACACGACAUUAAAGAAAGAUGGGCAUCACGUAGACGAAAAAGAAGAAGGGGUUUCAUUGUUUAGCUUUGUUGAUUAAAAAGACAGAUCCUGUUUAAUCAUGGUCAUCUGAAUAUCACAUAUAUCUCCCUGUAAAGCCGCAUGAUCAU